AAGAGCAGCGGCGUGGGUCAGACAGAGCCAGAGGGACGCUGAGCAACCUUGAGCGCAGUUCAUUUAUUUAUUUAUCUAUUUAUUCUGUUGUGUGGGAGGGUAUAUUUUUUAACAUCUGAGAGAAAGAUGAACGGAGUGACGCGGAGUCUGUGCACGAUUGAAGACAUCAGGAACCAUGACAACGCUGAGAGUUGUAGGCGACUGCGGCUCACGCUCCACGAUCAGAAAGAGGCGAACCGGAGCACAGAGCAGUACAGAGAUAAGCCAAUUGGACGAGCCUUCGCUCUGGUGCAGCCGGCCAGCGACAGGACAGCUUUGCUCCCCGAACCGGUGAAGUCGAAAGAGGAGCAGGUGGAGAUCAUCAAGGUUUAUCUGGAGGCCCGCAGACAAGACCAGCAGAAGCAACAAGAGAACCUGAAGAUGCUGUCAGAUGAGGUUUCACAGAUACAGGAGGUGCGGUACUGUCUGAAGAACCUGAGGGAGCAGAUGGCAGCCAAAAACAAGCCGCACACUAAUGGGUGGAAGGUCGGCAUCCCAUUCAGAAAGAACGGACUGUCUACUCCCAAAAAAGCCGACGGGCAGGAUGCAAACGAAGAAGCAGAGCGGGACAAGCUGAGAGAGGUCAGCAAGCGGCUGUAUGCACAGCUGCAGGAGGCAGAAAAGAAGCACCAGGAGGAGAGAGACAGACUGCAGGCUGAAGGCAGCCGGCUCAAAGAGUGUCUGAGCGACAAGGAGGAGAAGCUGAGGGCCACGGAAGAAGCCAGCGAGAAGAAAGACAAGCGCAUCGAUGAGCUGCAGAGGCUGCUGGGAGGGAUGGAGCUGGAGAGCGCCACCCUGAGGGAGACCAUCCGCAGCCGCGAGGACGAACUGCGCGAGCUGCGGAAGAUCCGAGAGGAAGGACACCAGGGGGAGGAGAGGGCUGAGCAGUUGGAGAAGGAGGUGGCUAUUCUCAAAGAAAAGAUCCACCAUCUGGAUGACAUGCUGAAAAGCCAACAGAGGAAAGUCAGACACAUGAUCGAGCAGCUCCAGAACUCCCGCAUGGUGAUCCAGGAGCGGGACCGCGUGAUCAGAGAGCUCCAGGAGAAAGUGGCGUACUUGGAGGCUGAGAAUCGAGAAAUGCACGACCAGAUGGACUACUUCCUGGGAGGACAGAGGUCAAGCUCCUAUCUCUCAUCAGAGCGCAACCCACAGAUCGUGUACAGCAAACCACUGAAGCCAUCCACGUCCUCUAACAAACCACUCCCCUUCAUCAAAGUCAUUGAGAUCAAGUCAUGAAACAACAGCAGAACCAGAACCAGAUGACUUUUCUUUCCUGGACUGAACUUUGACAGCAGCUCUGCUGAUGACCACAUCGGGAACGAACGAACAUAAGGAGGAUCAGAGCUGAGCCUUCCCAAACCGCAACAGUAGCAGCUCCGUUUCAACUAAACACGCUUUGAAGGAACCAGUGGAGAGAUCAGCAGCACCCACUGUGUAUUUGACUCAUGACUGUGUGGAAGUCGGCUUUAAUGUAGAUACGUUAGAGGCUCAGAUGCGCAUUUUGUGUCUGCAUUUCGUAGCGUGAACGCUGUCCUUUUUCCGCCGCGUUUCAUUUGUGAUCACACAUGUGAACUUUGACUUUAUAACAUAGACUGUGCUGUUUUAUUCCCUUUCAUGACCACGUCACGAGGCUCAAAUAAAGUCAUGUAGCGUCGACGUACCAUUGCUUACCCCGCUGUCCUGACAGAUCGUGUAGAAAGCUUUGAAAACCUUAACUGAACUGUGUCUCUGUUCACUCGUCUUUGACUCUGUUCUCUUUAAAGUGUGAAUAUCUGAUCCUCCAUUGUAAAAAUCAGAUUGAUAUUUGAGUCUUUCGCAUUUUAAUAAGUAUAUUUAUAUAUUUUUUUUGUCCCCUAAAACAGAAGGGCACUUUACAAAACUGUGAGGACACAGAAGGAAAACUGAGGUUGUCUUGCGUCAUUCCUCUUAUUACUUUGUGCAUUUCACUUCCAUGUCGUUGUCUGAAUCCUUACCUUCUUGUUGUUGUACAUAUUUAAAUGAAUGUAAUUUCAACCAACUUUCUGCUUUCUAUUUAUUUAUGCUAAAAUAAAACCUGUUUGAUAGAAGAGCUUUUGUAUGAUGUAUGAAUCCUGAUCUGUUAUCGCUGUGAUUUUGAGAAUAAACGCUUUAAAGAAAUCUU
Fundulus heteroclitus (mummichog) is the source of this 2179-nucleotide messenger RNA. RefSeq names its product tuftelin 1a (gene tuft1a). Gene Ontology annotation, cellular component: intracellular anatomical structure. Gene Ontology annotation, biological process: intracellular signal transduction. The transcript has 12 exons. The record is from RefSeq and is a predicted model, not a curated record. NCBI's taxonomy places the organism in Eukaryota, Metazoa, Chordata, Actinopteri, Cyprinodontiformes, Fundulidae. Bases 127 to 1275 code for a protein of 382 amino acids.